Necator americanus (New World hookworm) is the source of this 2100-nucleotide messenger RNA. RefSeq lists its product as uncharacterized. The record is from RefSeq and is a predicted model, not a curated record. Gene Ontology annotation, molecular function: calmodulin-activated 3',5'-cyclic-GMP phosphodiesterase activity. The transcript has 20 exons. The coding region runs from base 1 to 2100 and encodes 699 amino acids. Lineage: Eukaryota; Metazoa; Nematoda; Chromadorea; Rhabditida; Ancylostomatidae. Gene Ontology annotation, biological process: signal transduction.
AUGAAUUCACAAGAGACUACGACUCUGAAUAAAAGCGCACGCUUUGACGGAACUCAAGAAGGGACAAACCGUACAAGAACUGUCCGCAAGGAGCUGUUGAGGAUAUCCGACCCCAUUGUCCUGGUAGGAUUGCUCACUCAACAGUUUGAAGUGCAACAAGAAGAUAUUUCAACUCUGCUUUCAGUUUCUUCAGGAAGACUGGAGUUUAAGACUGAAAUGAGAAGAUCGAGAAUCAGUGAAGGAGGCUCUCCGACAGGACCACGUGCAGAGAAAGCCUGCCCUCCUGCGCUGUCCUCGGGAAAGAGCGCUAUGUCGGGCGGUUCAAUGCAGAAGACGUUCCACGAGGCGAUGAGACAGCGUAGGACGAGUCUCCCGGCGAACAGUCUUACAUUCGGUAAAAUGCAGAAUGUGCAAAGUUCAAACGUGUCGGAAGCACGAGGUCUGGUGGUGGAUAUGAUGGCAAAUCGUGACCUACCGCCUAACGUCGUUUCAUGCCUUCGGGCUGUUGCAACCCUUCUGAAUCCCCAUACGCCACUCUCUCUUCACUCUUUCAACGACUUCGGACUUCCUUGCGUAGUUGAGAAUCCCUACAGCGGUGAGCAGCUGAUCGUAUCCAACACUUCGAAACCUCGAGUGUCAAACAUCACCUUUUCGACUGUAACAAGCGCUACCGGUCUUCCCACGAUCGCCGCUGAACCAUGUCGUCCACGAUCCAGCAGCUAUUGGAAGCCAGACUCAUCACCAACCGCCGACGGCCAUUCCUCACAUGCCCAGAGUUCACCAGGUACCUCAUCCGGAAAUGAAAGCCCGAGCAUAAAGAAAUAUGCAGUCAGAAAGGAAAGCGGCACCUUAUGCGACACUGUGAUCACAACAGUCGAUGGACGAAAAUACGACACCAAGGAACUCGACAACGACCGAGGAAUGUCGAUGGUCGCUGAUUGGUCGUUCCCGAUCUUUGACAUCGCCGACAAAUACCGAGAUACUGUACUCAGUCGACUCACCUAUACAGUAUUCAAGCAGGCAGAUUUGUUUCGGAUAUUCAAGCUGUCACCUAUAAAAUUUUUCAAUUUCUUUCACGCUCUUGAACGAGGAUAUUGGGAUAUUCCUUAUCAUAACCAAGUUCACGCAGCCGAUGUUCUACACGGCUGUUACUACCUCACUUGUCAUCCUGUACGGCCUCUGAUAGGACCCACCACCUCACCUGAUUCUCUUCUUCCUCCGCCUCUCACUUCGGCUGCACCUAUUUCAUCUAGUAUGAGCACCCUCGAGUUAAUGGCUCUCUACACUGCAGCAGCUAUGCAUGAUUACGACCAUCCAGGCCGAACAAAUGCAUUUCUGGUUGCUGCCGAAGACAAAAAGGCGAUCUUGUACAAUGACCGAUCUGUUCUGGAAAACCACCAUGCAGCCGAAAGUUGGCGAUUGUUGCAACUGUCGGAAAACAACUUCAUUGAAACUCUGGAUCCAGCAGAAACUAAGCGAUUUCGAUACCUCGUUCUCGAAUACAUCCUUGCUACUGAUCUCAAGCAACAUUUUGAGAUUAUCAUGACUUUCAAUGAAAAGAGCAGUGAAAUGGAGCUCCAAAAUGAGUCCGAUCGACUUCUAAUGGCUAAAAUGAUAAUUAAAAUGGCUGACAUUAACAGUCCAACAAAGCCAUACGGUUUGCACAGACAGUGGACAGAUCGCAUCUGUCAGGAGUUUUACGAACAGGGUGACGAAGAACGAAGGCGAAGUAUGCCCAUUACCCCUUACAUGGAUCGUAAUGAUCCUCAAGUGGCCAAACUACAGGAUUCAUUUAUCGCACACGUUGUCAGUCCAUUAGCUGUCGCCAUGAAUGAGGCUGGUCUCCUCCCCGUUCUGCCGGGCUUGGUGGAACCCGAAAUGAUGAUUAAUCUCAAACAUAACCACCAGAAAUGGCUGCACGAGAUUGACAGCACCAGUGCCGACGCAGUUCCGACCCUCGGGAACGGUGUUAUAGAGGAGGAAAGUUCAACCAGCGAAAGUCCCGACAAUCAAAAGUGCAGUCCUUCACUUGACUCCGAAGUUGAGGAGCAAUUCGAUAUGUGCACUAUUCAAGAGCAUGACGAAGAGGAGUACUUGUAG